GUUGCUCUGGUGUUGUGCGUCUGAACAGUCGUGUACCCCGUUCGGGUGCGCUCGAAUAUCGCUCGUAAACUUUUCGGUUUUCGUGCCAUGUGUGUUUGUGAACUGAUAUGGAUGUGAUGUGAUACCGUGAUAUGAAAAGUUGAACAACAUGACCGUACUUCUUGUUUUGGGACUUUUUGUUGUGAUCGCAACAGCGCACAACAUAACGUUCCUGGAAGUCCCUCGGUAUGGUGACCCUCGUCGGGAUGUCAACCUCAACUGUCACUAUAUGAGUGAGAGAGGGGACCCAGACCUUCAUUCAGUCAAGUGGUAUAGAGGAACGCAUGAGAUUUUCAGAUAUACACCGGGUCAACAGCCAGCGACCAGAAUAUUCAACACAACGACCACGGGUGUAACUAGGAGUUCCUGCAACCAGCACAGCUGCGCUAUCUUUGUAGCCCUGCCGAAGACCAUCAACACGAAGAUAUCCUUCACGUGUGAGGUAUCCACCGAGGGGCCCAGGUUCGCGGUGGUGAAGCAAAUGAAGAAUCUCACUGUGGCUGUGACAUUGAAAGAUGAUCCGGUCAUCGAAGGUAUAACGGGCAGCGUGCAAAUGGGAGAGGACGUUACACUCAACUGCACGACGACGCCGGCGAACCCGCCUGCAAACUUAGCUUGGUUCAUCGAUGGAAAGCCAGAGAGGAUAGAACCCUGGAUGCUCAACUACACUCAAGUCUCCGCACCGGACGAGACUGGCCUCCGCUACAGCUGGCGUUCCAUCAGAUUCCGUGUGAACACGGUGAGAGGCCACAUGGGAGUGAGAUGUGAGGCCACGCAGCCAACAUGGCCGCCGUUUUUGCGCGCCACCAACGCCACAGUGCAGGUGGCGCGGUCGCCGCAUCUACUUUCUUCUUAUUUAUCGGCUUCUGGUACUGCCAGCCCCGUCAUCGCAUUGGUAGCCCUAAUAAUGUGCAUGUCAGUACAUAUUAUUUUCUAAAUACAGUGCCUUGAUGAAGUCUAGUCGACUCGGUCGAUAUAAGUCGGUGUAUGAAGUAGUUAUAGGUAGUUAUCAAUUGUUCACCUAAAGUUUGCACUUUGAGAAAACUGUUGUUCAUUAAAUUUUAUUCUAAAAAUUAUGUACGCAUAGUAAAGCCGAUAAGAUUAAAUAUUUCAAGAAGUCACAUUUUUCCAUUUUUAAAAUUGACAACGUUCCUUAUUCAAAAUCUGAAAAAUAAAUUAUCAGUUCUCUUAGACUUUCUUUUGAGGAAUCCAUUCGAACACAUUUUUUUAAAUAGCAGAUUUUAUUUGCACUACUGGCUGAAAGAAUGUUUUUGUUAUUCCAUUUUUAAAUAUAAUUCAAGAAGAAACAUUCAGAAUAUAACGUCGCGAAGCAGUCGUAAAAUGUAAGGUAUAUGAAUAAAAUAAAAGCUCACGAUGCUCGUUCCUUUUAUUUCCUUCACUACCAUUUGCGUUACUUAGGCACUAAAAUUUAUUUCCAGGGUAGAUAGAAAGAAGAAUAAUAAAUCACCAUUGACCAUUCUCUCUCUAUAGAGUGCAUAUAUUAACAUUGCUUAAAUAAAUCUUAUAGAAAA
Plodia interpunctella (Indianmeal moth) is the source of this 1571-nucleotide messenger RNA. RefSeq lists its product as uncharacterized. The transcript has 6 exons. Bases 149 to 976 code for a protein of 275 amino acids. NCBI's taxonomy places the organism in Eukaryota, Metazoa, Arthropoda, Insecta, Lepidoptera, Pyralidae. The record is from RefSeq and is a predicted model, not a curated record.